UUCAAAGAAAUUCCCGCGUAGUUUGCAGCGUUUGGAAAAAACAAAUGCCUGUGCGGCCAAUAAAACCAAAAGAAGAAGAAGAAUAUAUGCCUGUGUUUACAAGCGAAUGACCACGAUGUCAAAACUAAAGAGGAAAAAAUCAGCAGUGGAGGAAUGUAGAUCCGAGCAGCAGUUCCGGAUCAAAAAGACAAAUGAGAAUGUAUGCACAGUACAGGAAAGUAAUUGCAGUAAAACGUCUACAGGCAGUUCUGCUGCUGAUGCUGUGUCAUGGUGGGAGAGAUCUGAAUUAAGUGAUGUGGAGAGAAUCUGGGCUCUUACCUGGAGGGCUCUUUGCCCAACCCUGCAGCCAAACAAGGAAGAAUAUGUUCCAAAGCUUCCUCCACCCUCAUCCACGUUCCCUCAGAGAGGUCCUGUAGAAAAAGUAAGUGAUUGGCGAUGGCACAGUCCAGAUGAAGAUGUUAAUGCCCCUCCUGAUCUGCCUGCUCCAUCUUUUCUCAAUCACCUACCACCAGUGAAUGAUUUUAAUCCGCAUUCACACACUCCAGUAGCACAGAACACAAGGGAAUCUGGACAAUUACCCCUCAUCAAUCAAGAAAGUCAUAAAUCUCACAUUUCUCAGCAGCGCCACCUAGAGGAAAAAGUAAAUUGUGGCCAUGCAUCUUCAGACAAACCGAGCAACAAGCUUGGCCCGGUAGGAAAAGAAUCUGAAUGUUGUGAGAUGGAGCAUCAUGGGAAGACAUCCAUCAAGAGUUGUAGCUCGUUAGUGAGAGCCCCCAGCAAUGAAAUGGUUGAGGGAGUUAAACUGAACACAAAGGCACCUUCUGGGGACAGGAACAGACAAGACAGUUCAGGCAUGACAGGAGGGCAAGGUAGAGAGUGGGAAAAGCAAUGUCAAAAAAGUAUGUCAGAAAAGCAAGUGGGUGCUGGAGGAUCUUUAGGAAGACUGGAAGUAGAAUCAGGAGCAAGAGGAUCUGGGCUGGGAAAAAAAUCAGGAGUAGGAGGCUCUGGAUCAGGGCUACAAACAAAAUCAGUACGAGGAGGAUCUGGAUUAAGCUGGGGAACACGAGGAUCUGUGUUGGGAUUGGGAGCAAAAUCAGGAGCAGGAGGAUCUGGAUCGGGGCUGGUAAUAAAAUCAGUGGCAGGAGGAUCUGGAUUGGGAGCAAAAUCAGGAGCAGGAGGAUCUGGAUCAGGCCUGCAAACAAAUUCAGGACCAGGAAGGUCUGGAUUAAGCUGGGGAACACAAUCAGAAGCGGGAGGAUCUGGAUCAGGACUAGGAGCAAAAUCAGGAGCAGGAGGAUUUAAAUCAGAGCUUGGAGUAAAAUCAGAAGCAGGAGGAUCUGAAGAAGGGUCUGGAUCAGGACUGGAGUGCUGCCCUAUGUGUCUUAUGCCAUUUCAUGCAGGGUUCUCCCAAAUGGAAUGUGAUGCUCAUCUUGCACAGUGUUUAUCGGAGAUGAAUGAAGAUAUUGCCUGGUGAUGAUAACACAAUCAUGUUAUAUAAACCAGUCUGCUGGAUCCCUGUGUUAUCUUCCUCCAUGUGUGCUUUACAUUGCAUCACGAGGAUAUGUACAGAUAUUCCAUACAUAUUUAUCCUGAACUUUAUAAGUUAAUGUAAUAUUUACAUCUAAAAUUUGAGUAAAAGAUCACAUGAAAAAAAUACCAAUGCAAAUGCAUUUUUUCUUUCCUGUCUUGACAUUAUUCCUAUUGAAAAAAUACGUUUGAGGUGUUUUUUGUAUUAUUAUUUAAAUAGCCAAUAUCCUUUAGUUUACAUCACACCCGUGAACCAUGAUUUGCUACUUCCUGUUGCUAGUCAGAAGUGAUAUAACAGCACAUUCUCUUUCUAGACUAGA
Messenger RNA from Xyrauchen texanus (razorback sucker), 1847 nucleotides. RefSeq names its product keratin, type I cytoskeletal 9. The transcript has 4 exons. Gene Ontology annotation, molecular function: ubiquitin binding. Bases 107 to 1474 code for a protein of 455 amino acids. NCBI's taxonomy places the organism in Eukaryota, Metazoa, Chordata, Actinopteri, Cypriniformes, Catostomidae. The record is from RefSeq and is a predicted model, not a curated record.